Molecule: messenger RNA, 2416 nt
Organism: Neocloeon triangulifer
Lineage: Eukaryota; Metazoa; Arthropoda; Insecta; Ephemeroptera; Baetidae
Gene: E(z)
Product: histone-lysine N-methyltransferase E(z)
Exons: 9
Coding region: 125-2347 (740 amino acids)
Biological process (GO): chromatin remodeling
Molecular function (GO): histone H3K27 methyltransferase activity; protein binding
Source: RefSeq, a predicted model, not a curated record
AUCCCUCCAGCCUCCAGCACUCAGCAGGCGGAGCGUCAUUUGAUUGUUGAUCAUCACCGGUUAAAUGUUAUUUUUCAUUAAUUAUCCUUCAUAGACCUGAGCCAGGCACAAUUUUGUUGUCAAAAUGGAGAAGGACAACAAGGUUCGGAGAUCGAUCGACGAUAAAAACAAAAUCAGCAUUGAAUGGAAAAAGAGGGUUAAAGCAGAGUACAUGAGACUGCGGCAAAUCAAGCGCCACAAAAGAGCCGACGAAAUCAAAGUUGCUUGGAAUGAAAACAGGAAGAAAAUGGCAGAAAUUCUUCAAGAAGAGGAAAAGCGGUGGCAAGAAAGAAAGGUUCUGUGGCACUGCUCCAACGAGCCUCCCUUGCAUCAUUCAGUAAUGAAAAAGGCAGAAAUCACCACCAAUGACGGGGAUUUGCAGUCAAAGCCGAUACGAAUGAUCAGUGCUGUUACUCCCAUUCCAACAAUGUACACGUGGGCACCAAUUCAGCAGAAUUUCAUGGUCGAAGAUGAAACUGUUCUUCACAACAUUCCAUACAUGGGCGAUGAAAUUUUGGAGCAGGACGGUGCCUUUAUUGAGGAGCUCAUCAAGAAUUACGAUGGCAAAGUUCACGGGGAUGACAGCUCUGGUUUCAUUGACGACGAGCUAUUUGUUGCACUAGUUGAAGCCCUCUUAGCAUCACCAGUGGACGACACGAAGGUCAAAGAUCCCAAGGCAAAACCUGAAAAGGCUGGAGACCCUUUUACAGCCAUAUUUCAAGCUAUCUCCGCCGUUUUUCCGGACAAAGGGACACCUGAAGAGUUAAAAGACAAGUAUUUUGAGCUUACUGAUAGAAGUCAUUUGUCCACUCUGCCUCCUGAAUGCACUCCUAAUAUCGACGGCCCAAAAGCGCAGUCGGUGCCUCGAGAGCAAACCAUGCACUCGUUCCACACUCUAUUCUGCAGGCGGUGCUUCAAAUACGAUUGUUUUUUGCAUAGGCUGCAAGCUUCGCAUCCUGGACCAAACUCCCAGAAAAGGAAGGGGCCAGAUCUAAGACCAUUUUCAGACCCUUGUGGAACUCAUUGCUACAUGAAUUUGGAUGGAAUGAAAGAAAAACUUGUUGCUGAAAAAGCCAAUGAAGAAGCUGAGGAAAAGGAAAAGAAUGAGAAAGAAAAGGAGAAGGAAAGGGCUGACAAAGCAUUAGUUGAAGAAAAAGAUGACAAACUGAAGCCCAGUAAAGUACGCAAGAAUGGUUCCCUUGAUUCAGGAAAUGAAGCGUCCUCCGAGGACAGCAAUGACAGUGUCAAGAACAAGGAACUGAAGCGAUCUAACAGCAAAAACGAAACACCAAAGGAGCAGCCGAGCAACAACAGCUCUUGUUUUUCUCUCAUAGGGGCAAUUGCACCAGGUGAUCACCUUGAGUGGAUUGGUGCAGACCAGAGUCUCUUCAGGGCGCUGCAGAAAGUUUUCCUCAACAACUACUGUGCCAUCGCCCAAAACAUGCUUACCAAAACCUGCCAGCAAGUGUACGAGUUUGCCCAGAAAGAAGCUGCUGACAUUCCGUCUGAGGAAUCAUUGAAGGAUCACACUCCCCCAAGGAAGAAGAAGAAGAAGCACCGCCUCUGGUCUAUGCAUUGUCGCAAGAUUCAGCUCAAGAAGGACUCGAGCUCAAACCAUGUCUAUAACUUUGUUCCAUGCGACCAUCCCAAUCUACCAUGCGACCAAAACUGUCCCUGUGUGGGGGCUCAAAACUUCUGCGAAAAGUUUUGCCAGUGCAGCUCUGAUUGCCAAAAUCGGUUCCCUGGAUGCCGCUGCAAGGCGCAGUGCAACACCAAGCAAUGCCCGUGUUAUUUGGCAGUCCGUGAAUGCGAUCCAGAUUUGUGCCAAAUGUGUGGUGCUGAUCAGUUCGACACAACAAAGAUUACCUGCCGCAACGUGAGCGUCCAGAGAGGACAACAUAAGCACUUGCUGAUGGCGCCGUCAGACGUUGCUGGCUGGGGCAUUUUCCUUAAGGAAAGCGCCCAGAAGAAUGAGUUUAUUUCAGAAUAUUGUGGAGAAAUAAUCUCACAAGAUGAAGCUGAUCGUCGAGGAAAGGUUUACGACAAGUACAUGUGCAGCUUCCUCUUCAACCUGAACAACGACUUUGUGGUGGAUGCUACAAGAAAGGGCAACAAAAUUCGUUUUGCGAACCACUCCAUCAACCCAAAUUGUUAUGCAAAGGUCAUGAUGGUGAACGGAGAUCACAGGAUUGGAAUUUUUGCAAAGAGGGCUAUUUUGCCCGGAGAGGAGCUCUUCUUUGACUACAGAUAUGGACCAACUGAACAGUUGAAGUUUGUGGGAAUUGAACGGGAAAUGGAAUUUCUGUAAUUUAUGACUAUUGGCCUUGAUUAGCCCUUAUUUUAUUAAAUAACAUUUAGUUUUUUUUUAUCUUAAAAA